Messenger RNA from Clunio marinus, 3006 nucleotides. The record is from the annotation of a GenBank genome assembly. Lineage: Eukaryota; Metazoa; Arthropoda; Insecta; Diptera; Chironomidae.
AGCAAAUACGCAAUGAAUAACAUCGAUCAUCAUCAUAAUGUGGUUAAAAACAGUUUGGCUCAAUUUAUCAAGAAAAAUAUUCCGGGAGCAAACUUGAAAAAUGUUUUAGACGACAUUGUUCUUCAAUACGUAAUUUCAAUUCUCGAAGAAGCAUCGGAAGACGAAAAUUUUGACGUUGAAGCAUUUCAAGAAAUGAUGUCUGCAUACUUUUCUGACUUUGCUAAAAUUAACCCUGCUUUGAUAUAUACCUGGAUUUUUGAGCUCGAAUCUCAACUAUCAAAGUUGAAUGAACCUAAAGAAUGCAAGGAUUUACAAACGAAUUUUGCGUCAUUUAACUUAACGGAUAUGAUACCAGAAGAAAAAUUACGAGGACGUCAACCAAAUCAAGCCUCUGGGCCGGUUAAUACUUUGUUCGAAAACAACGUACAAAUAAAACGCAUUCAACAUUUGUCUGAAACAAGUGAUGGUAGCUGCUCAUCUGACUCAAAUUAUGAUUUGUUUCUUGAAGAGUAUGAUCGUAUGCAAGAAAUGUUUCCUGAAAGUACAUCAACUGAAAUUAAGUAUUGUCUCUCUAUUGCAAAUGGUGAUGUUGAAAGUGCUCGGCAAAUAAUAACACAUCGCCAAGAGUCGGGACAAAGUUUCCAUAAUACAUCACGUAAUUCCAAUAAGCAUUCUGAUAAGAAAGUUGACGAAAAGGAGUUGAAGAAUCGAAUUAUAGAACGUUACUCAUAUAUUGAUCAAAGUGAUACUUCACGCGAACAUCGCCCAGUCAUUCCAAAAGUUGAACCAAAAAAGAUGAUUCGCUACAGAGACAAUAAAAUUGUUUCGUUGAGAGGUGAACGAUACACUGAAAGUCGUGAAGAUGAUCAUGAGCUUCGUAAACCAAAAAAAGUUUUGCCAACCAUGUCUAAUGAAAUAUCAUACGAAGAAAUAUGUCCAGUGACAAAUGAAGUGUUGGGCAUUUCAAAUGGCUUUGAAAAUAAUUCGAUUAUUGUCACCUACAGUCCUAAAAUAGUUUUCGAAAUUCAGGUUACCAACCGCAAACAACUUAGGUCAUGGAUAACUUCAGACAGUCUUUCAUGUAAAGUUGUGUUCGAUACUACCAAACAACAAUAUGUUGGAGUUUUUUCAAGCCAUUAUAUUCGAUUUUGGAAUGAAGAUGCAAAUGAUAUAAACAUAUUAAAAAAGCAUAAAAUCAGCAAACGUAUCAUUGAUAUUUUAAACAUAAAUAUCAAUGAAAAGGACAAAAUAUUGAUAAUAUAUGAAGAUGGAUGGUGUGAAUCCCUUCAAAGCGCUUUGAUUAGUAACAACAAAGAUAAUCAAAAAGAAAAAUUUCCUAUAACGAAUGUACAUAAAAAACCCAAAAACAUUAAGUUUACUGAUGGGCUUUUAAGCUUCACAAAAAUAGAGGAAAAUAUUUGCACAUUCUUCUAUACACAGUUAGAUGAAGAUACUUUGAGACCAAUAAGUGACUUUAAAUCUCUAAAGUUGGUAAGAACGGGGCAAGAUGUAUCGCUUAAAGGCUUAACAGUUAUCCUAGGAAAAAAUUCUCAUAAUCCGUCACUUGUAACUAUUUGGUCAGACAACCGUAUCUUCAAAUUACCCUUAAAUUCUAGCGACAAAUUUAAAACUGUUGGUUCCUUGCAUUCUAUGUUGGAUUCUUUAAAUUCCAAAAGGGAAAUGGUAAUUGCUGGAAUUAGUGAGGAAUAUAUUGCUAUAUAUGGUUGCAAACAAAAGAAUGAUGGUGCACUUUUCGUUCUUUAUAAUAUGAAAUACAAAGUCAUUCAAUCAAAAGUAGCUUUCAAAGUUUUCCUGCCUGACUUUUCUGGGAUGUGGCUUGUUAAAAAUAAUGUUUUCUUCAAAUUAGCAAAAAACCUCACGAUGAUUAAAUUCCAAAGAACCAAAACACAAUUAUGCAACAUGAUCGGUUCUCAGCGUGAAUCCAUGAGUUCUAGCGGAAUCGAAAAAGAAAUGAUUAGUGAAGAUAUUAGAUAUGAAGAAAAUAUAGAAUUUGAUGAGGAUCAAUCACUGAUCAUCGACAAGGAAAUCAAAAACUACACGCCUAACAUGAAGUCAUCUCAAAAUAUUACAAAGAACAAAAAAGACGAUAGUGAUGAAUUAAAUAUGAAGCUUAACAGAUUUUAUUUCGAAGAACUUUCAGUUGAUGUUUUCAAACGAAGUGUCAAUGGAAGAUAUCCUGUAAUAACUCUACAUCCAACUCUUACCGAAAAUAUCGAAGAAAAAUCUUUACUGUCAACAACUGAAAAACUAUUUUCAUUUAUCAACGAAUUUGAAAACAUGGGAUUCAGUGAAAUUGAAAUAAGCAAUAAAAUUAUUCCAUUAAUAAUUAACGCAAAUCGUCAAGUUGAUACUUGCUUAUUAAUGCGCUUAUUAUUAAAAAUGCAAAGCCAUUUAUCUGAGGAAAUGAUUGUUAGAAUAUUAAAACACUUGUUUCUACAUCCACAAUCGAUGAAAUCUCCUGAAGAAAUUAAUCAGCAAACUGAAAUGUUAAACAUUUUAUUUCAAUGCUCUUAUAACGACUUUACAAUUCAUGGUUAUUUGAGAAAAAUUAUACCUCUGAGUGAGACAAUUUCAAUCAUGGAUUUUUCUUACGACGUCAUUACAAAUUCAUGUUCAAAGGGUUCGUUUGAUGUAUCACAAUUUGGAGGAACACAAUUCGACACAAAUAUAUUCAAAUGGCUGUUGAUUUUAUUGGAUUCUUAUUAUCAACAUUUGCUUUUAAGUUAUGAUAAAAACUUGUAUGAUAAACUUAAAAAAUGGUUUAUUUUGGUUGAAAAAGAAAUGAAAACUCUUUUCGAAUUGUCUGAACUUAAAGGAAAUGUGGAAAAAAUUGUUUCAUGUCAGACAUUGCAGUCAUCCAAAAAAUAUAAUCAACUUUGUACAAUAGAGCAAUUGAACCUGUAUUAGUAAGUCAGAGUAAAAUUGUAGAAUCAAUUUAUUAAAAUAAACAGUUUUAAAAGCAAAAUAAACAUUCUCUAACAUUGC